UUCAUAUUACAACUGGCUUUUGAAUUCUUUUGCACGGAUACUGUAACACAGUGUACUCUUCUUCCAGUUUCUUUCAAUUCUUUCUGUUUGAAAGUCUAUUGUUCUGAUGAAUCAAUAUCUCUUUCUGUGUUUCUGACAUUAAACUUCUCUUUGAACCCAAGUCUCCUCACUGGUUGCCGGGUGGUUUUUCUUUCCACUUCACUCUCUGUCUGUAGUUUUUUCUUUGAAAUAAAAUAAUAAAAAGACCAUCUUUUUCUGUCUUGUUUUAUUUAUUCUUAUCUUCUUUGCUUCAUAAGCUCUGCCAUUAAUCCAAUUCCUCCAUCUUUGUUUCUAUUCUUCUUGUUUUCCUUGUUCUUUUGGGGGCAUCUAUUGUGUGAUGGACUGUUCAGAUUCUUGAUUUUUGUAAAGCCACUGAAGUUCAUUUGAGUGUGGAAAGAUGAGAGCUUGUGAUGUAUUGAGACUGGUUUUAGUUACUUGUGGAUUCUUUUUUGUGGUUCCCUCAGAUGAAGUGAAAGCUCUUACUAAGUUUAAGGAAUCUAUAAAUGGGGACCCAUUUCGGGUUUUAUCGAAUUGGAAUGCCUCAGAUUCAGAUCCUUGUCAUUGGAAAGGCAUUUCUUGUUCUAAGCCUGGAGAUCAUGUCAUAAAAAUUAAUAUUUCUGGGGCAUCUUUGAAGGGUGUUCUUGCACCAGACUUGUACCUAAUCUCUUAUUUGGAAGAACUUAUUCUGCAUGGAAACCUACUCGUAGGCGAAAUACCAAAGGAAAUCGGGUUGUUGAAAGGCCUUAAAGUCUUGGACCUCGGGGCUAACCAGUUGAUAGGAUCGAUUCCUCCUGAAAUCGGCAAUUUAUCCCGUGUUACGAAAAUAAUCCUUCAAUCCAAUGGGUUAACUGGGAGUUUACCCCCCGAGCUUGGCGGUUUGAAAUACCUUGAGGAGCUUCGGGUGGACAGGAAUAAGCUCGAGGGGAUAGUGCCAGCCAGUAAUGACUCAGAUUUCACAGCCAGUUUACGUGGGAUGCAUACCCCCGGUGGCAACACAAUUGGCCUUUGUCGAUCAUCUCAACUUAAAGUUGCUGAUUUCUCCUUUAACUUCUUUAGUGGAAUUAUUCCUAAGUGCUUGAGUUAUCUUCCAAGCUCGAGCUUUCAAGGGAACUGCCUUCAAGUAAAAGAAAUUAAACAGCGCCCUGCUGCCCGAUGUGCCAGUGCUCCUCAGGUGAAAAACAGUCCUGGAGUCAACAACACUACACAAAACCCCGUUGAAGAUUUGGCUAAGCAUCGGUCUGGUUCAAAGCCUACGUGGCUUUUAGUGCUGGAAGUGGUGACCGGAAUCUUGGCAGGAACGCUAUUUCUAGCAGCUCUUCUGACAGCCUUUCAGAAGUGCAAGAAGAAACCGUCGAUUAUUAUCCCUUGGAAGAAAUCGGAUAGCCAGAAAGACCACCUUACAAUUUAUGUAGAUACUGAGAUGCUGAAGGAUGUAGCGAGAUAUAGCAGACAGGAACUGGAGGUAGCAUGUGAAGAUUUCAGUAACAUUAUUGGAUCUUCGCCCGACAGCUUGGUCUACAAAGGUACCAUGAAAGGUGGACCUGAAAUUGCUGUUAUUUCCCUGUGUGUCAAUGAAGAGCAUUGGUCGGCCCAUCUCGAGCUUUAUUUUCAGAAAGAGGUAGCAGAAUGUGCUAGAAUAAAUCACGAAAAUACAGCAAAACUGCUGGGUUACUGUACCGAAAGCAGUCCAUUUACGAGGAUGUUGGUGUUCGAGUAUGCAUCGAAUGGGACACUAUACGAACACUUGCAUUAUGGAGAAGGCUGCCAGUUAUCCUGGACGAGACGAAUGAACAUUAUUAUCGGCAUCGCUAAGGGGCUAAAAUAUCUCCAUACUGAACUCAAUCCACCGUUCACCAUAUGUGAACUGAAUUCAAAAUCUGUGUAUCUCACAGAAGAUUUUUCUCCAAAGUUGGUUGAUUUCGAUAGCUGGAAGACAAUACUCUCGAGAUCAGAGAAGAGCUCGGGUUCUAUCAGCAGUGAAGGUGCAGUGUGUGUCCUAUCGAGUUCACUAGAGAGACGCCAUCUUGAUGUCCAGGGUAACAUCUACGCCUUUGGAGUGCUGCUACUGGAAAUAGUCAGUGGCAGACCGCCAUACUGCAAAGACAACGGGUCCAUAGUAGAUUGGGCUAAGGAAUUCCUUGAAGUGCCGGAGGUGAUGUCAUACGUCGUGGAUCCUGAGUUGAAGCAUUUCAGAUAUGAAGACCUAAAAGUAAUCUGUGAUGUGGUAAACUUGUGCAUACAUCCAAGCUGCAGCAGCAAAACGUCGAUGAGCGAUCUGUGCAACAUGCUGUUGAGGAAUAUCGACACGUCUGUAUCUGUGGAAUUCAGAGCUUCUUCUUUAGCAUGGGCUGAGCUUGCCCUUUCAUGAUAGCAGACAACUAACAGUUCAAAAUUAGUAGUAUACAAAUGUAAUAUCUUCUCUUUUUUUCAUUUCUUUCCAUUGUUUUCAGUUGUGUGUGAGUUUGUGCAAAUUUUAUUUGCCAUAGAGGAGUUAAUGCACUGGUGUGAUCUGGAUUUUUUGUUUUUUUGUAAAUUACCAGAACAUCAGCCAGUAU
This is a messenger RNA of Ipomoea nil (Japanese morning glory), 2594 nucleotides long. Its product is annotated as probable LRR receptor-like serine/threonine-protein kinase At1g63430. Gene Ontology annotation, biological process: protein phosphorylation. Gene Ontology annotation, molecular function: protein kinase activity; protein binding; ATP binding. Bases 437 to 2407 code for a protein of 656 amino acids. The record is from RefSeq and is a predicted model, not a curated record. NCBI's taxonomy places the organism in Eukaryota, Viridiplantae, Streptophyta, Magnoliopsida, Solanales, Convolvulaceae. The transcript is spliced from 13 exons.